Aphanomyces invadans is the source of this 528-nucleotide messenger RNA. RefSeq lists its product as hypothetical. The coding region runs from base 1 to 528 and encodes 175 amino acids. The transcript has a single exon. The record is from RefSeq and is a predicted model, not a curated record. NCBI's taxonomy places the organism in Eukaryota, Oomycota, Saprolegniomycetes, Saprolegniales, Verrucalvaceae.
AUGCGUGGCAUCCUGGCUCAUGGACUGGAUUCGCUCGUGCACCACUUCACCUAUGUUGUAGACAACCUACCCGCCAAACACUUCAUCUUUGGCACCCCCAUCUUUCGCCAGCCACUCAUGCUUGAAGCGCUGAAAGUCCAGCUGUCAGGAACAACCCCACGACUCCAAUCUUCCGGCAUCCCACCGUACAUUGAAGUCUACCGACUUCUCGAGCGCCAACGAUCUUCCAUCGAUGCCAUACCAAAGAACAUUGUCGACCAAGUGCGGGACAUGCUGGACGAGCACGACGUGGCGCGUGGCGCAAUCAUUAGUGUGCUGAUCAAGCAAACCAUCGUUGACGCGCUACAAGGACUCGGUGUUGGUCAGCAGUCAGAUGAUCACGAACCACUGCUGGAUGACGAACAAGGUCAGCGGGUAACAUACUUGCAUUUGUGCGGCGGUCGAAUGCACAAGCUUCCACAAGAAUUUGAGUUCCCCCAGGCCGACACAGCGACAGCGUGGGCACUUUGGUUGGCAACGAUCGAUUGA